AUGAAUAAGCCUGCAGUUGCUACUGGUAAGACAUUGUUGAAUGGAGUGACACAGAAGAGAGUUACGGUCUCAGUGGACAGUUCUCACUCCGCAAGUUUUCUAGGUACCACUAGUCAAAGUGAAGGUAUUGAAAUUUUUAGGAUUUUUGAGGAGCAACUAAAAUUGUCUGCUUCUGUUAUUAAAGAGUUUGAAAAUGAUGAAAUUGACGGUAAAGUGAAUAUUCAUGAUAAUGAUUAUGAUAGUACACAUCUGUCUUUGGUUGAUCAUGAUGAGAUGAGGGAUAUGCCUACUACUGCUGAGUUGAACAGAGGUUCUGCACAACUUGAACGUGAAGCAGAAUUAAAUGCAGAUGCAGUUGCAGAAGGUAGGGAUACUUGUGAGACCGUCAGUGUGAUUGAUCAGCGUGUAGCCCACCUAUCAUCAGAUGUUAGGGUUAAACUGGAGCUAAUAGUAAAAGACAGUAGUGGUGGUAAUCUUGCAGUUAGACAACUUCCUGAAAGCCGAACAACAACAGCUUCUCAUCCACCGCUGAGUUCAUCAAUUGGUAUCAAUCAGUCGUCAUUGUUGUUGUCAUCCACGUUGAAAAAGACGCCCAUCAACUCAACUAUCUUCUGCAAUGACUAG
Trichobilharzia regenti is the source of this 624-nucleotide messenger RNA. Lineage: Eukaryota; Metazoa; Platyhelminthes; Trematoda; Strigeidida; Schistosomatidae. The record is from the annotation of a GenBank genome assembly.